AUGCUGACCGAAUUCGACGAUACUUGUCGAUGCAUCCGUUAUCAGAUAAAUCUGAAAAAAAAGAUGCUCAUGCGAGAAGGAUGGUUCUCGGAUGCUCCAUUCACGCUCAACGGAAAGAACGUAUUCGAAUGCACCAGUAACACCUAUCUGCAUCCGAAAAUAAACAUGACGAACGACUUGACUUGCGAGCUGGGCAGAAGGAGACGAGCCGCGUGGGGAGCGUGUGACUGCAUAAAGGAAAUAGUGAAAAGGACUAUGAACAUCCUCCUCCGUGGUCACCUCUUCAACACCGCCGUAGUUCCUGCUUUGAUCUAUGCUUCAGAAAUGUAG
This is a messenger RNA of Necator americanus (New World hookworm), 330 nucleotides long. RefSeq lists its product as uncharacterized. The coding region runs from base 1 to 330 and encodes 109 amino acids. NCBI's taxonomy places the organism in Eukaryota, Metazoa, Nematoda, Chromadorea, Rhabditida, Ancylostomatidae. The record is from RefSeq and is a predicted model, not a curated record. The transcript has a single exon.